GUUAUCAGGGAUGGCAAACUUCAAGGGUCACGCGCUUCCAGGCAGUUUCUUCCUCCUCUUUGGGCUCUGGUGGUCAGUGAAAUACCCACUGAGGCAUCUCAGCCAGAAAGCAAAUAAGAAGUCCCACAGAAAUUAUUGUUUCCAGCGGGCCGAUGCCAUUGAAGGGGGAGUCAAAAUCGCCUUCGCUCUAAUAGGCAUGCUGGCGGAGCAGUUCGUCCCCGACGGCCCGCACCUGUAUCUCUACAGCGGGGAGAAGCGUGACUGGGUGAAGCUGAUGAACUGGCAGCACACCACCAUGUACCUCUUCUACGGCCUCUCGGGGGUGGUGGACGUCUUGACCUAUUUCUCCCAGGCGGUGCCGCUGGGCCUGGAUCGCCUCAUGCUCUCUGUGGCUGUGUUUGUUGAAGGUUUUCUCUUCUAUUACCACGUCCUUCACCGCCCCAUGCUGGAUCAGCAUAUCCACUCCCUGCUGCUCAUCGCCAUAUUUUCAGGGGCCUGCAGCAUCCUGCUGGAAGUCUUCCUCCGGGAUAACAUAGUCCUGGAGCUGUUCAGAGCUGGCGUCACCAUUGUCCAGGGAACGUGGUUUUGGCAGAUCGGGGUCGUGCUGUUCCAGCCAUGGGGAGGCCCGAUGUGGGACGAGAAAGACCACAACAACGUCAUGUUCCUCACCAUGUGCUUCUUCUGGCACUGGGCAGCCGCUGUGUUCAUCCUGACUAUAAACUACACCCUCGCUUUCUGUUGCCUUCAGAGGUGCAGGAGAAUCGGUGGAGAACCCUACAUCGGCCUGGGAGUCUGGAAGCAGAAGGGCGACACGAGUUCCCACGCUGCUUUCUUAAAUGGGUCCGAUGAAGAGUGAAGAGGGUGCAGUCUCAUUUUGCAAAUAGUUAAAGAAUCAGCUUUCUAAAAGAAAAAUCGAAGUAAAUAUUUCUAUUUUAGAACAAGCAAGAAAGGUGCCACCACUGAGGCGCGUGGAUGGUAGCUACCCUCCGCCCGUGCCAUCCGACGCCUGGAACCAGCACCGCCUGCGAUGAUUUUUAGCGUCAAAAUUCAGUGCAGAGAUUGAGCGUUGCAAGAUGACUUUGCCUUGCGGGUUCCCACGCGUGUUUGUGCAGCGAUGGACGGCACCCUUCGGCCAGCUGAAUUUUCAAAGCGCCUCGUGGUUUGACCCGCAGUGAUUGAGGUCAGAGCAACCUCCAGGCUGAGGUCGGGUACUCUGACACCUCAGCACCAAGGGAGCGUCCCAAGGAGGAAGAGUGAAAGCCUGUUCGAUGCUAGGUUGCAUCACAUUUGCAACAACCAAGUCUGGUCGUGCACAAUACAAAUUCGAUACCAAAGCUUGGAACUAAAGGGGCUUUUUAUAAUUUAUGUUCACUUAAAGGCUAAAAGAGACAAGAAAUGCGAAAUAAAAAUCCUCAUUGAGUGGAUGUCCUUAAAUUUAAGCGUGAUAAAUCAUGCAGGGUGUAACGAUAGCUUGGACAAAGCCAGCCCUCAGGCCCGGAAAGCCCGAAGGCCUGUAAGAGGCCUGACUAAGCAGCAGGGAUUCAUAAAGUGUCGCAGUUUGCUAUUGAAAAUAAACCCCAAACUGGGGGAGUUAAAUGAAAGAGGCAGUUUCCCGCUUUUUAUGAGCUGGAGCAGAAUCACUCGACUUACCUACAGCCAGCAUCGUUCCUGGGACCUCUUACAAAGAAAGUUGCAAAGAAAAGUUAAUGCUGCCCAGGGCACUAGAGAAACGUGCUGACCACAUUAUGUUUGUUUGUAGCCUGCCCUUACCAGUUGCAAAGGGAGACUGGAAAUGUCACUGCCUAGAUAGGAGGAAAACGUUCCCGUAGUGAGCAUAGGGAUGAAGGAAAAAUAUAUAAAACAAACCCCAGCAGCACAAACCGAAGUGCACCUGUUGAGAUCUCAAAUCCUGAGGCGGGAGGGAGAUGUUCGGCAGCUAUUCAGUCUCCUCGCUAGCUGUGCGAUGGGGAGGAUGAAGCGGGUUUUGUGUGUGUGUGCUCGUGCCUAUAACGGCAGAGCAGCAGUUUGCCAGCAGGGCCAAGUAUUCGUGACGGUACACUCACGCACCGGGAAGGCAAGGCUGGUAUUUUAACACCCUUUCUGCUUGUGCAAAGAGCCUAGUGAAGGCCGAGGGGCCUGCAAUAUGAACUUCAUUGCUGACUAACCAUGCUAUAAAGACUAACUAGCUUGCCUCGAGUGCCAGCUUUCCUGUGUUUUUAUUUCCUCUUUCCAGCACUGAGCAGAUUUAUUUUGCGGCGCCGGGUAUCAGGAGGUGCAAACAGGCUCGGUGCACAGAGAAUUAAGAAGCAGAGGGAUACAUCUCUGUAAAUCCAUCUCAUAAACGCCAUGCAAUUAAGUCUCAUGAACUGUGACUGAGGAACACAACAAGAUUUCUGCAGAUCCUUGUUCUGCCAAGAAUGCACUCGGAUUUCUUUUUUUCUAAACGGCGUGAAUUCUGCUUGCUCUUACAACAACACGGCAGCCGGGGCGAGCGUUUCUGCAGGCCGUUGCCUCACAAAGAAAACCGUACUUGGAAGGUGACAAGCCUGCAGGACGAGAAGCCGGCUUAACUGAACGGCGGAAAGGCCUCGCGCGGCGCUACGAAUUAUUUCUGGUCAUUUAAAAAACGAGCAUCGCCAUUCCCGGGAAACAGCCA
Molecule: messenger RNA, 2656 nt
Organism: Struthio camelus australis
Lineage: Eukaryota; Metazoa; Chordata; Aves; Struthioniformes; Struthionidae
Source: RefSeq, a predicted model, not a curated record